AUGAUCCUCACAGAAAAGCCAUCCAACAUUUACACAUCAGCUUUGAGAGGAAACAAGAGACUGACAGUCUUUGUGCUGGCCAUCAUAUCAUUCAUUACACUGUCAUUCUUUACAUUUUCAAGAUCAUCACUUGGCCUCAAUUCCUGUGGCAGAACAAUCAGAUCACUGAACGAAGCAGUUGCACUUUCAAGCAGCACUGGUAGCAGCAAUAGCAAUCAAAGAGGCGGUGGUCAAGCCAAGUUCAUUAAUCUGAAUGAUUUGGAAGCAACUGCAAAUGCAAAAGAUCAGCAAGAACAUGUUAUCAUCCUCACUCCCCUUAAAAAUGCUGAAGCCUAUCUCCCAAGAUACUUUGAAUUGAUUGACCGUCUAACCUAUCCCAAGGAUUUAAUUACUGUGGCAUUUCUGGUAUCAGAUACAACCGAUGAAACUGUAAACAUUUUGAAGGAAAAGGCAGACGAGUACUUGAAUCGCCAAGAUCCCUCUCAACGCUAUCAUGAAAUUGCCAUCUAUGAAAAGGAUUUCGACUUUCAACUGCCGGAAGACAAGAGACACACAUUUGAAUUGCAACCCUUGAGAAGAUCUUUUAUGGCUCGUUCAAGAAACUAUCUGUUGACUGCGGCUUUGCGUGAAUACCAUUCUUGGGUGCUUUGGUUGGAUGUGGAUGUUGUUGAAUACCCUGACACUAUCUUGGAAGACCUUCAAUCUGUGGAUGUGGAUGUCGUUGUGCCAAACUGUUUGCUGGAAACUGAAGACGGCUCGUUCUGGGCUUACGAUAAGAACAACUGGCAGGAAACUGAAAAGUCUAUUGAAAUGCAAAAGGAUCUCGACCCGGAUUAUGUCUUAUUAGAGGGUUACUACGAAUUCUUGACAAAUCGUUAUCUUAUGGUAGAUAUGCCUACGCAUUUGGGAAAAUUGGAGAAAGUGCCUUUGGAUGGUGUCGGUGCCACAUUUACACUGGUGAAAGCUCAAGUGCAUAGAGAAGGUGCCAACUUUCCUCCUUAUGUCUAUCAACACCAAGUGGAGACUGAGGGCUUUGCAAAGAUGGCUAAAGCUAUGGGCUUUGGUGUCUAUGGCUUACCUGGCUAUAUCAUUCAUCACAUCAGAAAUUCUUAA
This is a messenger RNA of Mucor velutinosus, 1113 nucleotides long. It is a transcript of the gene yml6, whose product is annotated as 54S ribosomal protein yml6, mitochondrial. The record is from RefSeq and is a predicted model, not a curated record. Gene Ontology annotation, cellular component: mannan polymerase complex. The transcript has 2 exons. Gene Ontology annotation, biological process: protein N-linked glycosylation; cell wall mannoprotein biosynthetic process. The coding region runs from base 1 to 1113 and encodes 370 amino acids. Gene Ontology annotation, molecular function: alpha-1,6-mannosyltransferase activity. Lineage: Eukaryota; Fungi; Mucoromycota; Mucoromycetes; Mucorales; Mucoraceae.